UUUCAAUGUAGAAAAAUAAAGACAUUACGCUUAGGCAGAAAUUGAGAAUCUAUUCAUCACCCAGCAGGCUGUACUGUGACCUAAAUUUACAGUAGCCAGCUUGGACAGUCCGUUUCAAUGCAGCGCCUCUAGCGCUGAAAAAUGCUAUUACAGGUUAAUUCAUUUAUCCUAGAAGAUAUUCUGUAAGAAACAGCUGUAAUGUCGAGCAAAUAGUAAUUGACAGAUAAUUAUAUAAAUUACUGACACAAUAAUAUACACAUCCCAACGGACCGAUAAGCUCAGAAUCGGAAAAAAAGGAACGUCAUUCGCAUUCUAAUUUGGAAUAUUCGUCCACUCAAAACCAUAAACAAGUUUUGGAGACUAGAGCGCUUUUGAAAAAUAAUACCCACUCGUUUAGAAGAAUCUACAACCGGAGUCAAGCUUUUCAUAAUAAGAGAACAAAUACUUUGAGACGCUGUAGCCUACUAUUAUUCAAAGAUGGAGUUAAUGUCAAGGUCCUGCGAUCUGAGGAUGGAAUUCUGCGAAGCCAUGGCGCAGUGGUUUCGCAACUACGAGGCCGCGAUGCGAGCCAAUCAGCAGAGAGCACUGAGGAACAAGGGGAAGAGUCAGGGCUGUCCCAAGGUGCCCGUGGACCGCUCCUCUCCCCAUUGGCUGCUGCACCGGCUGGACUGUGGACCGCCUCCGCCGGAAGCCCAGACCUGGCUGAGUCGGGUCAACGUUGACCAAUCAGAAAUCAUGCAACACGUGGGUCAGACUUUGCUGAUGGUGACCGACGCCACCGGGCUACCCCUGGGCUUCGACGUCGUCUCCGUGGGCGGGGCCAACCCCAAGGGCGGGGCCGUUGUCAAGGGGACCAAUAGUCAGAAGACGAAGGACAACGGCGAGGGAAAGAUGACGGAGAGGAUCCUGGGACUGCUGCGGCACUGCAUGGAGGCGCCGAUGAGCGGGGGCGCGCCCCGGCGUCCCCAAAUCCUCAGAGUCCUGGACAGGAAGCUGCACAAGCUGCUGCGCAGGAGCGUGGACACCGUCGCGACCCUGCGCCUGACGCUGACGUCCCACGCCGCCGACGACUGGGGUGCCGCCCCCGCCGCCGAGCCGGACUCGGAGUCGGGCGGCGCGCCGGGCGGCCCGCCGUUCGGCCUGCGCUGGCCCGUCAUGCGCCACUGUCACGUGUGUAAGAGAUACGCCUUCGCCUGCCAACUGAAGCCAUGGUAA
Messenger RNA from Anguilla anguilla (European eel), 1215 nucleotides. RefSeq lists its product as uncharacterized. NCBI's taxonomy places the organism in Eukaryota, Metazoa, Chordata, Actinopteri, Anguilliformes, Anguillidae. Gene Ontology annotation, molecular function: histone deacetylase binding. The transcript has 4 exons. The record is from RefSeq and is a predicted model, not a curated record. Gene Ontology annotation, biological process: negative regulation of DNA-templated transcription. The coding region runs from base 478 to 1215 and encodes 245 amino acids.